AUGGAUGCUGUAAUUUUUAACAAUCAUCUAUUUUGUUUGUUGCAGGCACUAAUUUUGGCAGUAAAUGAAACAGUUGAAGAAGACAUCCGAGAUGCUUUGAAAUCCCAGACUGAAAACCAACUAGCGCUAGUGCCGCGAGGCCCCAAGCUUGUCAAAGAUACUAUCGCGUACAAUACCACCAUCACAACUGAUGACACGGAGGAACUGCGGGCUUUGCGGCCAGAUGGCACGAUAGUCACCGAGACACGACACACGAAGGAACAAGAACGACUUUGCGACGAGGAAUUAGCUAAGGACGAAGCGAAGUCCCUGCCAAGCGACGAGAGCGUGGUAGAAGAGACCGGUGGGACAGAGAGGCGGAAGCGAGUGGAUCUAGAGAAGAGCACUGAUCUGAUGGCGGGUGGCCUCAGGGUUGCUACGCACGUUAAUUCACGUUCUCGCACCGAAGAAGUUGAGAGAGAAGGCCAACCAAACAUGGAUGAUGACUGGGACAGUUUAUCAGUAAGAAUGCGACAACAGCGUCGCCUCCGGCAGAACGAUCACGACAAAGACUAUAAACGCCCUGUCGACUACGAUAUAGAAGAGGAAACACGCAAGAAAGAAACGUCAAAGUGGCUUGAAAAUCAUUUUGGAAGCGAGUCCCGCUCUUCACACGACUCUAUCGCCGAAGAAAUCGGACGACGACCCGAGACCGGCUUCUACACAAAGAAUAAACCUGAAGACGAAGGAUACUACGGAAAGACUACAUCCGUUCCACCACCACCUGUUUAUGGAGAUAGAGUGUUGCGCAAAACAAAAUCGUCUACGCCUUCAGACGAACGACCUGCAGCACCUGUUAAUAGGACAGGUGGCUAUUUCAAAGGUGUUGCGGACUGGUCACAGAGACGAGCCAGCAAGCCAAGAAUGCCUGAGCCACGUAGCUCAUCGCCAUCUCCUCCAACCGUACGUUCUCCAUAUGCCAGUGAUGACCGACUAAACGGCUCUUCACCUAGACAUGUGUACGGGAAGCGUGAUUCGCCGCAGGGGAGGUCAUCGCCUAUCGGCCGCCGCCAUCCGCCCUCACGCGACGACUCCGCCUACGUCUCAUCGUCGACAAUGCAUAGUCCGCCACGUGGCUCUCCCUUCCGACCACUCGAAGCCGAUCGAGUUUAUCGCGAACCCUCUGUUGAGGACGAUUACCGGCCUAUUGCGCCGGAACGAAAACGACAAUCAAAACAAAGACUGUCAGAAGAGCAUCGCUAUGACAGUGGCUACAGAAGUUCAUCUCGGAAUGAAAACUCGGGGAGAUCACGUGACAGUCGUGAGGAAGGAGCAUUAGAGCCACCACCAGAUUAUUCUCCUCCUAGGGAACGGCGGGAAAGUUCUGACAGGGAUCGCACGCCACCACGCCGAAGGGAUCGAGAGGAGCGUAAACAAAAUCAAAAGACUCGGUUUGCUGAUAAUGGUCGUCGACCGUCACCUGCACGUAAAUCUGUUGGGUCGGCCAUCGGGAACUCUAUUCGAAAGCUCGUCGGAAAGAUUCGCUCAGCUUCCGCGGAACGUCGGGGUAGGUGCCGCAGUUCUCGCACACCUUCACCAGAGCACUCGUCACGUACGUACAAGCCGUAUGGUGGCGAACUGGCGCCCCCCGUCGCACCACCGCACCGCUACUACCUUGGAGAGGAUCCGUUCGCGCCUAGCAUCUACGGUCGAGAGCAUAAAUACGAGGGCAGUUCGAGACGAGCCGCCGUUACCGAUGCCCGCGACCACCGCGAAAGGGGUCAAUUUUCGAGCACGUUGGGUCGAUUCAGUCACUCAACAAGUCGACUGAAUCCGAACAGCGAGCCGGAAGAAGAAUACGCUCGUAGCGCGCAGACGUUGCCAAGGAAACUUCAUGACCGUAAGGAGAAAACCACCGAAAAACCAAGUUCCAACAAAUAUUGGCACCGACUAACGCCCAAUAAACGGUCCAACAGUGCCGUAAAUAUAUCAAACAACGUCACAGCUUCACCAGACGGCAAAAUUAACGGAUACCCACCCGGACCCGCGAAACCGGCACGGACAUAUAAAGCCCUCAAUAGAAGCAAGAGUUUUGCUAUGGGAGCUCCUGAACCGGAGACUCACCCGCGUUACGUAUCUAGCAUGAACCGUAAUUACUCAACUAUGUAUAAGUCAAAUCCCCACCUAAGUCGGCUCGAUGAAACACCGGAACAGCUGAAAAGUCCAGGCAUAGUUUCUAUUAUUAAUAGGAGUCAACGCGAUCUCGCUGAUGCUGUCUCUCGUGAAACGGAGCGUAGACGCGAUGGUUUGUUUGGAGCUAGAUAUGGCAAAACGACGCCAAUAACCAAUGGUCAUACGAAUGGACACAACAAAUCUUUUGAUGAGACAGACAAGAAAAAGUUAUUCUUGAAGGGACUACGUGAACGAGCCCCAGAAUUAUAUCAAACUUUGCACGCGGACGACGAUUCAGACGGAAGCAGAUUAUCGUCCCGAUACGGUACACCUUCACCACAUUAUAAAGAUCGUAUAUCAGAGGAACGGAAAACGACUUUGUACAAGACAGAUUCGCUAAAUAGAGAAAACAGUCCAUUCGUGUCACGGAUAGAUACAAGAUUAAAAUCACCGGCGAUACGGCGCGGUAGCAACAGUAGCGAUAACUUUUCGGAAACUUAUCGGUACACUACGCGUUCAGGUGAUCCUGAACGUCCGAGUGUCACCGAUACAGUUGAAACUGUUAGUAAGAAAGUUGUGCCAUCCAGAGACGGUCGGUCAAAGGAAAUAAUUGAGUCAAGGGAAGUAAACUCUGUGACUAAAAGUAGAGGAUACAAAGGAGAACCGGUACCUAAUGUGAAAUAUAUAGAAAAUGGCUUCCGAUCAUCCCACGGAUAUGAGUCUAAGAAUGGACCUUUGUACCCGGAACGAAGGAGCUACAAAGUGAUUGAAAAAAUAAGAGAUUAUUAG
Arctia plantaginis is the source of this 2940-nucleotide messenger RNA. NCBI's taxonomy places the organism in Eukaryota, Metazoa, Arthropoda, Insecta, Lepidoptera, Erebidae. The record is from the annotation of a GenBank genome assembly.